AUGGAUCAAGUGAUUAAGACAAUCAUGGGUCAUGCGAAAGAAUUGGUCCAAGCAACUCGAGGCACAUUGUUUCUAGUGGACUCAAAAAAGAAAGAGCUGUACUCGAGCAUUCUCGACAUGGGUGAUAUCAAUUCGCCCAAAUUUGUGGACACCGAAAAUGCCGAGAUCAGGUUAGUUUGA
Molecule: messenger RNA, 180 nt
Organism: Echinostoma caproni
Lineage: Eukaryota; Metazoa; Platyhelminthes; Trematoda; Plagiorchiida; Echinostomatidae
Source: the annotation of a GenBank genome assembly